Messenger RNA from Pomacea canaliculata, 3533 nucleotides. Its product is annotated as low-density lipoprotein receptor-related protein 6-like. The coding region runs from base 140 to 1525 and encodes 461 amino acids. The transcript has 15 exons. Lineage: Eukaryota; Metazoa; Mollusca; Gastropoda; Architaenioglossa; Ampullariidae. The record is from RefSeq and is a predicted model, not a curated record.
GGAACUAUUACAUCCCCUAACUUCCCUGAGCCCUACCCCAACAACUUGACCUGCAUCUACCUGAUAGCCAGGCCAGAAGGUGAGGUCAUCACGCUCACCUUCACGAACAUCAGCCUUGAGGACCACCUUUCUCACUGUCAUGACUACGUUCAGGUGCAGGAUGGAGGAAAAAAAAUUUCUUCUAUACUGGGUGGAGUUGAUUUAUGUGGAUCUAUUCUUCCAAAGAAAACAACACACCACCCAAAAUAUUAUGAGGAUUACCUUUGUCUCUGAUCACUCUGUGAGCUACUCAGGGUUUCGGGCAAUUUAUACCUCAACCCUGCUUCCUUAUCAGCCGCUUCUAGUGACAGCCCAUGAUGGUAUUUACCGCUUGGAUGUAGAGACGGGAAUAUAUACCCCGAUCCCAAUAUUGAGUACUUCAACAUUCCUGGCCAUUGCAUUGGAUCCGCUGGACGACCGCGUCUACUGGUCAACAUCUUACAGCAUCAACAGCGCAUUUCCUAACGGCAGCGACAUCAUCAAACACUACAAUUUUGAUUUCGGUAGGAGUUCUAAAUGCAGCGGGCUUGCCUUGGAUUAUCUCUCUCACCUGCUCUUCUUCGCUGACAUGAAUAAUGGCGUCAUUGGUCUCAUCGACAUUCCUUCUUCCCAUGUCUCUGAGGUUCUGUCGACAGAUCUCGAAGGGCCCUCUGAUCUCGCACUGGAUAUAGUAAACAAUGUCAUUUACUGGACUCAGAUUGGAACUUCUCCUAAAAUUGAACGUGCUAACUACGACGGGAGUGAUCGUAGAACUAUUGUCACAUCUGUAGACAGGCCGUAUGCUAUCACCCUGGACCUAGACCGAGGCUAUUUGUACUGGGUGGAUGCAUUGUCAGGAGCAGUAGGCAGGUCGGAUCUCGAGGGCAAUUACUCCACGGUCAUAUAUUCAUUGCCUGACUUCUCUGACACCCUCUAUGCACUCGGCCUUAAAGACGACAUGUUGUAUGUCAUUCAAAGCAGCAUUUACACAUUCCCUUCUCUUUCGUUCUCGUUUUUGUAUAAAGUUAAUACAACAACAGGAAUUUCAGCUGGAAACCUCUCCUUCCAUGAAUUCACAAUGAAGGAUAUGAUUGUGCUUGACCAAAAUAUCGUCGUUAGAAGUCCCAACAGAUGCGAUGUUGACAACGGAGGCUGCCCUAUAUUUGUGUACCCAAGUCUGGCAAGGCGAGUGCCUGCUUGUGUCCAGAACACAUGUCCUGCAACAGGAGUGAGAGUAAAAUAUCGGCCUGUGGAGAGAAUAUCACGUCAUCAUCUGGCAUCAUACACUCGCCAAGAUACCCGAAAAAAUACCCCAAUAACCUGGAUUGCAUCUACUAUAUUAUACGCCCGAAGGGUGACAGGAUCACAAUCGCUUUGCAGAAUUUUAGCUUGGAAAAUUCCGAGUUUUGUCACGCUGAUUUCCUUGAGCUUCGAGACGGGGACCAGCCGGCGUCUCCUCUUCUGGGCAGAAGGUACUGUGGAACUCUCGGGCGGCUACCUGUCCUGACAUCGACACAAAAUGUCGUGAGGAUCCGAUUGAGAAGCGAUUCUGUUCUCUCGAGUACCGGAUUUCGUCUAAGCUACACAACGGAUUUGACGUCGACGACAACCGUCUUUACGACGUCUUCAGACUUGGCUCCAAAACCAGCGGCUGCACGAAAAGUCGUUGUCAACGGCCCGCUCGUCUUCGAUACGAAUGGUUUCCAGAAGUUGACAUUGACCUGCCACCCCGAGGACGCCGCAAACGUGAUUGUCUACAGCUGGAGUGUCCCUUGUGACCAGACAGGAGAAUGGGUGUGCUCCUUUAUGCCAUUACCCGCUGAGGAUGAUGGGAAGCCUGUGGUUUGCGUGGUUAAAUACACAAACGGCCAAUGGGAAUAUGGACUAUUCCCUGUAAGAUUAAACUAUCCACCAAGCCUUCGCCCUCUCAUCAGCGGAUACAAAGAUGGCGACAUCCUGAGGGAAGGCGACAGGCUGAAUCUCACCUGCUCCGUUGCUGGAGGGAAACCGAUUGUGGAGUCAGUCAUCUUCUCGUGUCCGGGGUAUGCAGACGAUCCGGACGACGUACCCGAUGCAGAAGGAAAACAAAGUGCAGUACAGAUAAGCCACGUGCGUGCAUCAGACAGUGGCUUGAGGUGUGAAUGCACAGCCAGGUGGAAAAACACAGACUGGUACACACUCACCACAGCUAUUGUGCUCACACUCGAAGCACCUGCUUCUAGCCAUGACAAGCUCUGUUCCGAAUCAAAAUCACACGUUUUCCAAUGGGCGAUUGGAGGGUCUGUGCUCAUUAUUUUUGUCAUGAUUAUCGUUAUUACGAUAAUCAUCAUCAAGAGAAGACGGGAGAAGAGAAACAAAGACAGAUGACCAUCAUUGGAGAUGACGGCAGUAUGGCUUACAGAAAUCUGGAGAAAUCCGAGUUGGACCAUCAGUCUGCUUCGAGAUUCUCAAAUAUCGACUAGAAAAACUACGGAUAUAUAGCCGUGGAAAACGUUCAUCUAUAAGAUGAAUGCUCGACGAGAUGUAAAAUUCUUGUUUAACUCAAUGUUAUGACAUUAUGGUUUCGUUGGGUGCUAAUGUUUUCUGAUUUUUUUUUAAUGAAACUUGCAAGUGUAACCACCGUACAGUCAGAAGAAGUACACUUGUCCAACCUUGUUUAUGAGAACACCCUACUGUAAAUUAACCCUAACCUCCGUCUUUAAACCUUAUAACGUUUCCCAAUAUGUCGCAGAGCAUCAGAAAAUUCAUAAUUUGCUCGCUUGUUUUAUUUUCUUUUUUUAUAAGGCUUUCUGUAUAAUAAUCCUAAACUAAAAGCCUUUCAAUCUUAUUUUGCAGAAGAACAUUAUUGGCAUCAUCACAAAUGACACAUGUUACUAUAUUUUGGUAUUUCAAGUUGUUUUUCUUGACACUUUUUGUUCUGUAGCAAACCUAUAAUGCUUGUAUUUUAUGACAAUUGAAUAUGACUAUUUUUCGCUACUGCCUUUUUGAUGUUUAACAAACGUAGCACAGAACUGAAAGGUUACCAAAAAAACAGCGGUUUGUCACAUGUGGAAGUCAGACCCGAGCCCGCUUCUGCUGUAACUCCCUGAUGAAUCAGGGUCCAGUUCUGGAAGGUGGAUUAGGCGUGUUUCUUCUACAGAGAGGGCUCCAAACAACGGUCUGCUCGUUCAAAGUCAAAACAUGUGACUAAUUAAAAAAAAAAGAUGAUUCCAUGUUCUUAGAUGCUAGUGGCUUAAAUUCUGGUCACUGUCAUGCACAUGUAUGAUUAUUUUUACUUCAUGUUUACCUGAAACAUCGCUCACACACAAACACACACACACACACACACAAAUCUAUUGAUCUCAUUUCCGACUAUGAUCUCUGGAAUGUAUCCUGUCAGCAUACAACCCCAUCUUCCCCAUGGUCUCCUAUCAUAUCAUUCAGUAGUCAUUUGAGAAUUGUAAAAAGUGUUUCUGAUAAAUAAUAUCAAAAUUAUAUAUAUAUACUGGGCAAGCAAUAAAGGCCUUUAAUUUGUC